Bicyclus anynana (squinting bush brown) is the source of this 7786-nucleotide messenger RNA. RefSeq lists its product as uncharacterized. NCBI's taxonomy places the organism in Eukaryota, Metazoa, Arthropoda, Insecta, Lepidoptera, Nymphalidae. The record is from RefSeq and is a predicted model, not a curated record. The transcript has 3 exons. Bases 2002 to 2445 code for a protein of 147 amino acids.
UUUAUUUCCAAGUACAUAAAUUACAAAAAUUUUACAGUUUACAUUUUUAAAAAUUACAAAAGAUACAAAAGUUACAAAAGUUAAAAAACAUUAACAUUUCAUUUCAUUUUGUUGGAUAUAGUAGCGACAUUAUUUCCGCAUACGAAUAUUUUUGAAAUAAAGUCAGUGGCAAUUUAUAAUGGAAAUUUUUAAUUUUUAAAUUGUUGAAGAAAACAAUUGAGAAAAACAAAAAAGCGACAAAAAUAUUUUUCUAUUGAAUUAAAGAUUAUUAUUUCUUUCUUUUUUUACCUUGGUUAUACACCACUAGUCCAAAUGACUAUGUAGAACAUAAUUGGAAUUAAUGUACACUUACUGUCUGUCUCUAAUUAUAAUUCGUAACAUUUUUCUAGCUCUAGAACCUACUAAAUUUAUUACCGCAUAAUGUCAUAUAUUCAAAAACCUUUGUACUAAAGUUUCGGCCCCUUGUACAUCACUAUCUCUCAAACUUCUUUAUAUAAUAUCCUAAUAACUCUGACUAUCACGAUUUACGUAUACCAGAAAAAUAAAAAUCUCACCAUGUUGCGAAACAAAAGUAAUAAAUUUUUUUCCAUUAGUAUUUCAAAUCUUUUAUUUAUUUUUCUGAUCCAGCAAUCAUAAUAUUCAAGUCGUAUUUGUGUAUUGUUUUCUUUAUUCUUAAUUUAAAAAUUUUGCAAGUGGUUGAAGAAUCGGUUUAUCGGUUUUUUAAUAAUUUUUGAUCGUGCUAUAUAAUUACAAACAUUCGGGAGCACUCGCGCCGCGAUUGGUUAAGCUCGGUUUAGGAUGAGUUUACUGCGAGCAAAAAGUGCCACAUUGUCGCUUCCAUGCUCAUAGUGAGGUCGUGUCAAUGUUUGUUCCAUAUCAUCAUUACUUAUUUGUUUCGUUUGCAAUUGUUAGUCUUGUUAUUUAUUUGUUGUUUGGUUGUUAUAUUAUUGCUGAUUGCUGAGUAGUGUAUGACUAACAAUAAUAUAACUAACCGAAAAUUCCGACUUUCAGAUGGGUGGAUUUUAGGUUGAAUUUCAUAUGGAUUGAUUUAUUUAUUAGGUAUAUUAAAAAUAUAAAAAAAAAAAAUAUUAUGAAAAAAUACAACCGACUUCAAAAUGUUAACGUACCCACGAAACUAAAAAGGGAAAGAUAACAUUAUUAUAUUUUCUACUUAUUGAUCAUUUUGAAGUCGCUGCCAAGCCCGUCUGAUGUUGACUUAAGUCGUUACUGAAAAAAACACAUGACAGACAAAAAUAAUGUCUGAGAAACAAAAAUCUUUACGAUAGGGUACACCUUGAAUUAAUAGAUUGAAUACACUGGCUUGGCUGAAAAUAUAAUGAUAUUAUUUUUCCCUUUUUUAAUUUCGUGGGUACGUUAAUAUUUUGAAGUCGGUUGUAUAUAUUUUUUUAAAUUAUUAUUUGUUUUUUCUCAAUUAGGUCCUUCAACUAUUUUAAAAUCAAAAAUCUCCAUUUAAAAUUGCCACUGACUUUAUGAAAAAAUAUUCGUAUGCGGAAAUAAUGUCGCUGCUAUGUCCAACGUUUUCAUGUAUGUAGAUUUACUUCUUCUCCAUGGAGUAUAAUAUAUUCUUUGGUGCUGUGUUAAUAAAGAUACACAUUUAUUUUAUUUAUAAGCCACAAAGGACACAAAUAUUAAAAUUAAAAAAUAUGUACAUAAUUAUCGACAAGUUAUAAUUUCAUGUAUCUUUCCCGUCUCUUCAAUUCAUAGACAAUCUAGCAUUACGAAAUGUCAAAUUCGCAACAUUUUCGUUAAUCUGUAGAAAUAAAACUUGUUGUGAUUUCGUUUUUAGUGAAAUAAAUGUGAUAUAAUAGUUAAUUACAAGCAGUUUUUAUGUAAUUCGCGGUGUGCGCGUUAAAUGAAGUGAUGUGUAUAUAAAUGAUUUAGUUUAAACGGACGGUUUGUGAGAAAUAUGUGAAUGUCGUGACGACGGAUCUUUGUUUACCUUUUUUGCCAUGCAACUUACACAGAAACUACCAGCGCAGCAUGUCCAACCCAGCGCUAACGUCGGAGGCACAGCUCCGGUACAUGCUGCAAUGGUUCGGAGAGUUCAGCGAGUUGCAGCGCGAGGACUUCCUGCCCAUCCUGGCAGCAGCACACUCAGGGAAACCAGACCAGCUGGCUGCCAGCCUGGCCUCCAUGUCGUGCGAUGACAAGCCUGUGAGCCUGUUUCAGUGCAGGAUCAAACUAUUCAACGAAUGGUUCCCCACAUGGGCAGAAGAAGACAAAGAAAGACUGGUAUCUGCAGUGUCAGAGAUAGACUCAGACUUCGGCACCAAACUGCAAGACGUCAUCUCCAACGGUGCAGUUGUUAACGGAGACACAGAAGCACACCAAGACACAGAAGAAGUAGUGCACGAGGGAGAUGAGGUGGUAGAAGUGGCAGUGUCUCAGGAGAACAUUAGUGUAGAGAUUGCUGCAGCUUCCUAAAAGCACAAAUGUCAAAUGUUCAAUCUACGGCUGCUAGCAAUAAGGUCAAUAAAGUAGGGUAAGGAUGCUUAAGUUUGUACCCCUUGAUACUACAUCUUAGGGCCUAUGGAAGCAUAUAAAUAUUCUGGGAUACCCUUGGGCCAUAGACGGUUUAAAAGUUACUAAUUUAAAAGAUCUAAAACACUGACUAAAAUUUAGUAAUUUAAAAGACUACAAUUAUUUAGGUUACUGUCUGUGUUCUUUGGUGGUCUCAUUUGCUUAGAAUUAUGACGUAUAUAGCCAGUCUGCCUUCCCGAUAUAGCAUGAAAGAAUUUUUUAAUUUGUAUUAAUACUUUCUGAGAUUAGCGCGAUCAACCAAAUAAACUCUUGUAGCUUUUUAAUAUUCGUUAUUAUGCAGACCUACCGAAAUUCCAUGUUUUUAUUGUACCUUUACCACUUUUGCUUUGCAAAUUGGAAAACACCAAUCUUAAGAAAUUAAACUAUAGUACAAAUAUUAAUUCCAGUCAAUAAAAUGACAAGUGCACUAUCACUGAAAUGUCAUUUUACUCACUGGAAUUAAUAAUCAUACAUACGAUUAAUCUUACUCAAGAUUAUUAAUUCCAGUCAGUGAAAUGACAUUUCAGUGACUGUUACACUUGUCAUUUUACUGAACUAAUAAUCGUACUAUAAUAUUGCCUGGUACUGCUAUAUCAACUAUAGGUAAUCUUACCUUACUUUAUUGACAUUAUUAUUGCGUUUGGGGACCUAUAUACAUAUUGUAUGUACAACAAACCGCAGUCUUCGGCGCAGCACAGGGUGUGACGUCAGAGGGGAGCAUCUUGUUAACAAUUUAGUCCGCUUCCAUCUUAGAUUGCGUCAUCACUAACCAUCAGGUGGAAUUGUAGUCAAGGGCUAACUUGUAAAGAAUAAAAAAAAAACACCCGUACUGCGCGAACGCAGAGCUAUGUUGUUGACCUCUAUCACUAGUUGCAGUUUUCGAAAACGAAAUUCGAUGUCGAGUUCCUUCGUACAUUCCAUUAGUUAUAUCUGUGACUUAUGGAUUGAAGGGUGUUUUGGAAAACUGACGAAUUUAAAUUAACGUUUUUGAAAGCCCCAAAAUUUUAUUACGUAUAUUUUAUGCACUUAUCUUUUCUAAAACACCCUUUAUUGGUAGCUCACGGCCUAGAACUGCUUAAAUACCGACAUGGUGCAUCAUUUUCGAGAUAUAUGAACUCGUGUUAGGUAUAUAAACAUAUAAGACAAAAUGUUUUCAUUACAGUUUGUAUCCCACUUCUGAUAUAAUACUACGAUUCAGCGAAAUAAUUGAUUAUUAUGCGACUGUUGUUCACCUCGUGAUAAUAUUCGAGAGAAUUUCUUUGACGAUAACAUUCGCAAAUGUCGCGAAUAUUGAAUUUGCGUUAUGACAAUAACUACAGUUAAUGGCAGGCGUCCACAGAUCCGCAUUGGACGUACAAUGUUGAUCAGUGGACGCCUACCAUAAGGAGCGUAGUCCAGAGAGCCUAGUGGCAGUUUGAUACUGUGACGAUCGCGUUAUACUACUGUUUCAAUUCCAUAUAACUUCGCGUUUACGUUAACGCGAUAGUUAACAGUAUGAAAAUAUUGAAAACUCUCACUAGCACACAUAUUGGUUUAAUGGAGAAAGUAAGGGUUAAACUGUAAUGUAUAUGUUUUGUACGCUCCUGGCACUAAUUAGGGCUGGUACAUAAUUAGACUGACUGACAUUGAGUUACUACAUACUAGAGAAGUGUUUAAAUCAAAAAUCACGUCGCAACUCGCAGGAGUGGCUGAUUUUAAUCUAUACUAAUAUCAUAAAGCUGAUGAGUUUGUUUGUUUGUUUGAUUGAUGAACGCGUUAUUCUCAGGAACUACUGGUCCGAUUUGAAAAAUUCUUUCAGUGUUAGAUAGCCCAUUUAUCGAGGAAGGCUAUAUACUAUCCCCGUAUUCCUACGGGAACGGGAACCACGCGAGUGAAAUCGCGCGGCAUCUUCUAGUUUUUAAAUAAAUUUGAUUGUAGUUUUGGCUGAAUAUUGUUACUUAGGACGAAAACGUCGUAAUCGCCAUAAAUGCGUGGUGCUAACGCGUUUCUUUCAACAUGAAAACUAUGCAAGCUAGCAAGAACUACUGUGAAUUGCGGCGAUAUCGCCUCAGUUGAACGGGACGGAGUUAUGAUGAGUGGUGUCUUCUCUAGCACGUAGUAUAUAGUAACUCAAUGUGUUCUGGCCCUUAUAUUGUAUUAGUAUUACUACUAUUUAUUUUAUUUUUAUAGUUAAAAUAUUUUUCAUAUGUCUCUUGAGGCUUAUUUGCCCAUCUUUUUUUAGAUAACGUUUUUAACUAUUAGUUUAUUUUAAUAUAGAUGUCUUUAUAUUGGUACAUAAUGUACCUGAUUUAGAUCUUAUUAAUUUAGUUUAAGGUUAAAAUAAUAUAUUCUCUAUCAUAGAUUUUUUACUGCUAGAUAUGUUACGCGCCAAUAAAAUCACCGCAAAAAGUGAACUGAAUUUUUCUACUCCACUGAGCACACACAUGCAAAAUGUGUAUUAUAGUUUUUACUUCUUGAACACACAACUCGACAUUGUAGACAAUAAUAUUUGUUUAAAUAAUUUUCGUUUUUUACAAUGCGACUAAAUAAAAUUAAGACAAUUAGCCACUUUUGGCCGCCUCAGUUUCGACGCAAUAGUGACAUAUCUAAUAGUGUAAAAUCUUUGGUCUCCAUCGGGUUAUAAUUGUAACUAAACUUAUAACUCAUAAGGGCGCAGCAUAUAUGGCGAUGUAGCGAAGCGCGUUUGUGACUAUUCAACUAUAAUUGAUAUUGCUGGUGUUGAGUUAUUUGAUGAAUAUUAGCUAUAUUUUCUCAAUAUGACCAAUAUUACUCUUACUAUUCGUAUAGGUUGUAAGGAGUGGUACGACAGAAGUCCACCUGGCGGGGAUCGAACCCACGACCACUCGGUGAGAGCUAAUUAGGUUACAAAUAUUUAAUUAAUUAAUUUAACAUGGGAAGUGACUUUUUCUCGACUGUAUUUUAAAAAGCGACUUAUUGAUUUAUUUUAUUAUCUGCGAUAAACCGUCGAAAUCAAGCGACGACGUCACCAUGAUUCGUGAAGAAGUGACGAUCAUAAUGAACUUUCGCAAAGUAAGGCCUGCUUCUAUUCCAUAUACGACUGCAUUUUACCAUCAGCAAUAUCAAUAGUUUGAUAGUGAACGCUGCGCUUCGCCAGAUGUACUCCGGCCCUUAUUCAUAAAUCAACAUUCGUUUUUGUAUUUUUUUCAUACGUUAUACGUGUCACAAGUAUUGGACAAGUAUCGAUAAUAUAGUACAGUCGAUGUGUACUGUUUCCAAACAAACAAAUUAAAAAUGAGGCUAUAAAUCGCUAGUCAAUUUCACUCCUAAUAAUAGUUAUAAUUAAAAUAAAUUAAUGAAUUGAACAAAAUAGAAAAAAAGUCAAUGAAAUGUUCGUAAUGUAAUGAUAAUAAAUUCGAUUAAUAAUCUUAGAACACUUAUUACUCUUAGUUAAUAUAUUUUUAGCAGUCUCAGAAGUGGAUUACAGAAAUAAGAAAACCAAUGUCGAACAAAGGUAUUCACAAUGUUUGUCAGGAUAACUUAAUUAACAAAUCAAACUGUAACCAAAAUAAGACCCUAGAAUGGCAAAGAAUGACCUUGAGUGAAGAUUCCCACUUGUGAAUGUUGUGUGUAGGGUUAAAAACGUGUAGGGUUAAAAAAAAGGCGACUAUUUCCAACAAAAUUUUGAAUAACAUUGUAAUAACAAACACUGAAAAUAAAUAGUUAUGAAGUGACUUGCGUUUUCUACCAUAAUUUCUAAUCUGUUUGUUGGUAAACAGUACACACCAAGCUGAACUGUAAGUAGGUAUAGAAGAUGUAUUCCAACAUUCCAAAUUAACAUCAUUCCAUAUUUAUACAUAUUAUUUUCUUUGGGAAUUUGAAUCUCUAUUUAUUUACGUACAAAUUGUAUGUAAGCAUAAGAGUUUGUAUUGCUUGUUAAUCCAUACCAAGAUAAAUGUGAAAGUAUGUCUGUCUGUCUAAUACCUUUUAAUGGCUAAACCGCUUAACUGUUUUAGGUGAGUUUUGGUACAGUGAUAGGGACCUUGGAUCACAAUUUAGGCUACCGGCAAAGACGUACCGCCAAGCGAUUUAGCGUUCCGGUACGAUGUCGUGUAGAAACCGAAAGGGGUGUGGAUUUUCAUCCUCCUCCUCACAAGUUAGCCCUCUUCCAUCUUAGAUUGCAUCAUCACUUACCAUCAGGUGAGAUUGUGGUCAAAAACUUACUUACUAAUUACGUAACUUGUAAAGAACUAAAAAAAAAAAUUACCCCGGACAAAUCUGAAAACUGAAAAAAGCUAAAAGUCUGCUAGUUAUACCUACAUAUUUCUUACAUUGGUAAUACAUAUUUCUUACAUUGGUAAUAGGUAUAAGUGACAUGUUUAUAAUGUAAAAUUUCUAAAAAUUUAUAUUUUAGCGUAAUAUAUGAUAAAGUAUGAAUGUAUGGUAUUGUCAAAAGGCACAAUGCGAUAUAUGGAUCUAGCUCAUAAUAAAAUACCUGUAACACGAAAAUACUUAUUUAGGCCUACUAGAAGCCCAAAAUAACAGUAAUAAUAAGAGACUAUAACUUCAUAGCCGAAGAGUGGUGCACUAUAAAUGGUGUAUGCUUAAGCAUACAGUCUGCCUGUUAUGACUUUCUUAAUAAUUUUGUAAAAUCAUUAAUAUGUUCCUGGUUAUCUAUUAGCGACACUGGAAAGUACAGUGUUUUUGGAUUCCUAUUAUAAACCCUAUAUGACUAAACGAGUAAUUUCCAAAUUAAUCGACAGUUUGUAAACCCUAUUUGACUAAACAUUUCUAAUACUGUACAUUGGUUGACAAGAAAACAUUUUUAUAACCAAGACGACGACAUAAUGGGUACAUUAUUCUCUAUUUAUUCAAGAAUGUCUCAUUAAAUACAUUUUCAGAAAAUGUAAAAUGAAAUUCCAAUCGUGGAAAUAAAUAAAGUACAAACAUAAUUUUGUGCCAAUAUAUUAUAUUAUACCUAAAGUAUUUGUUAGUUUUUCUGCAAAAGGAAAUACAUAUCCAGAAUUACUGAGACUGUAGUUUAGAUCUAAUUAUUAUUUAUUUUACAGUUUUCUAAUAGUGAAAUGUAGAGAACAUAAUUCCGUGUAUCAGAUGGUACAUAAUAUUUGACGUCGUCUCUUAUACUAUAAAGUAUAGAUUUUUAACUUGAACUUUGUUAUGGAGUGAUAGAAAGGUGCUUGAGUGUGAGCGGCGAGCAAAAGAAGGAAUUUUAAAUAUUUGUGAAAUCAUAGACUUUACAUAUUAAUAUAAUAUAUUACUUCGAAGA